GACGAUCCAGAGUUCGCACGACUUGACCGUCAGCAUUUGGGCCUAAAGACGCUUUACGGAGGCAGGAACUAUGUUGCUCCUGUCAGAGACGUUCUCGGUCAGGACAGUGCUAAGGAUAUGGUCAAACGCGGAAUCGACGUUGGAUCAGGCUCGGGAAUCUGGGCAUUGGAGAUGGCCAAAGAGUUUCCCGAAGUUCAAUGGACCGGCCUCGACCUCUUUGCCAUAGAACGAAGACCGAGCCAACCGUCCAACGUCGAGUACGUCAAGGGGAAUGUACUCACAGGUCUCGACUUCCCUGAUGGUCAUUUUGACAUUGUCCACGCCAGACAUCUCAUCACAGCGGUCCAAAACUGGAGACCGGUGAUUGAUGAGCUCGUCCGAAUCACCAAGCCUGGCGGUCUGAUCAUCUCGGUGGAAAUCUGCUUCCCGAUCACCGUCUACAACGGCACAGAAGAAGAUACGUUGAAGUUGGCACCGGGCUUUGCAGCGUGUCACAAUGUUUUCAUGGCGGCAUUCAAGGCGAGAGGCACAGAUCUGCUGCCUGGCUAUACAGUAGCUACUCUGCUUAGAGAGCAUGCGUCUGUGAAAGAGACUGGGCAGUUGGAGAGCAUCUUCCCGUUCACCCCGUGUACCGAUGACCCCAACGCGAUUGAGGCUGGACGCAUCAUGAAGGAGAACGUCUUGUCGAUGCCGGAGAGUACCAGACAAAUUUUCAUGUCCAAACCUGGGGUCACCGAAGAACAAUUUCAACAGAUCAAAGCUGGAUUUACGAACGAUAUAGAGCGAGGUAUCCCACUUGCCGCCAAGCUUUGGCACAAUUGGGCGUGGCGCAGAUAAAAGUGCGUGAAAUGCUUGCAUGUCUCCGAGAGAUCUACCGGAGUGCAGACACUUCGCUUGGCUUGAAGGCCGCGGUUAGACACAUCCAAGAGAGCUGUCUUGUUGUCGGAUCAUCCUACAUUGCAUGUACACGUCCUUUUGCACGUCA
Messenger RNA from Kockovaella imperatae, 985 nucleotides. RefSeq names its product S-adenosyl-L-methionine-dependent methyltransferase. Bases 118 to 837 code for a protein of 239 amino acids. Lineage: Eukaryota; Fungi; Basidiomycota; Tremellomycetes; Tremellales; Cuniculitremaceae. Gene Ontology annotation, molecular function: S-adenosylmethionine-dependent methyltransferase activity. The record is from RefSeq and is a predicted model, not a curated record. The transcript is spliced from 12 exons.